GCCGCGGCCACUGGGCUCUGCAGAGCGAGCGAGUGGUCAGCGCGGAGCCGGAGGUGCGCGUGUCCCAUCCCAAGGCCGACGCCAGCUCGCAGGCAUGGCCCCCGCAGCGGCUUCGGGUGGCAGCUCCCUGCCCAGUGGCUUCUCGGUCUUCGUCACCUUCCCUGACUUGCUCUUCAUCUUUGAGUUUAUCUUCGGAGGCCUGGUCUGGAUCCUGAUCGCCUCCUCCUUGGUGCCCAUCGCCCUGAUCCAGGGCUGGGUGAUGUUCGUGUCUGUGUUCUGCUUCGUGGCCACCACUUCCCUGAUGGUCAUGUACAUAAUUGGUACUCAUGGCGGUGAGACGUCCUGGAUCACACUGGAUGCAGCCUACCACUGUGUGGCCGCCCUGUUUUACCUCAGUGCCUCAGUUCUAGAAGCCCUGGCCACCAUCAUGAUGCACGAUGGCUACACCUACAAGCAAUACCAUGAAAACAUCUCUGCAGUGGUGUUUGCCUACGUGGCCACUCUGUUCUACGUGGUCCAUGCCGUGUUUUCCUUAAUCAGAUGGAAGUCUUCAUAGGACGGAAGAUCCAGAGUUGGAAACCCAGAUGGCAUUAACUGACCAGCCCUUCUCCCCCAUUAACUUCCUAGAGCACAGAUAUGACGGCAGUGGAGGAAAGAAAACCAGCCAAAAAGCAAACAAGACAAAAACAAAAGGAAGCCAUGUUCUGUUUCUCUUGGGUGUCAUGUUUACCUUCUGUCAAGGGUUAAGGGCUUGCUGUGUUUAACCUCUGGCUGAGGGAAAAAGGAGCUGUCUUGCCAGGGGUCUCUGCCCUUGACAGGGACAGUGGAUGGGAACUUUGAUCUGAAGAAAUGACGAUUUUCCCCUUGACCCGAAGAGCAUGUCUUAAGAAUAGCCUCUUGGAAUUCCCCACAGGCUCUUUAGAGCAUUCAUCUCCUGGCAUGUCUUAGUCUUUGUGGAUAGUCCGAAUGUCACAGGGACUGAAAUUCACCCAACAGAGGUCUCCAGAUGUUCAUGGUGGAUGAUGAGCCCCUCUGAAAUACUUUAUUAAAUGCCUUUAUAUCUUGCUUCAAAGGUA
This is a messenger RNA of Peromyscus maniculatus bairdii (prairie deer mouse), 1076 nucleotides long. It is a transcript of the gene Mal, whose product is annotated as mal, T cell differentiation protein (MAL blood group). Lineage: Eukaryota; Metazoa; Chordata; Mammalia; Rodentia; Cricetidae. Gene Ontology annotation, cellular component: membrane. The record is from RefSeq and is a predicted model, not a curated record. Gene Ontology annotation, molecular function: structural constituent of myelin sheath. Gene Ontology annotation, biological process: myelination.